UCUAUGAAGACGACAUCGCGGGAGGUGUAAGCGUAACUAAGCGUAACUCAGAAAAACAUUUUUCCCGUUUGCUAACUCUUCACAGUGAAACGACAUAUGAGGAUAUGAUGGUGAAAUGGCUCCCCCCGGUUCAAAUAUUGAGCACCAAGCCUUUGACGGUAUUAAUACACAGGCCGCGAUUGAUCCAGACAGCGCAGCCGAUGGUAAGACAAGAUCCGUCUCCAUAAUUUUUUAUGAGAAAUCAAAAUUUAAAAUUUUUUUUGUUUAUGAGGAAUUUAAUUAUUUUUUUUUUUUUUUAGAUUUUAUCCAAUUCAUCACACAACCCGCCUUUCAGACAGUUAUCGAUCUCACGCAAGAUGGCGAUGAAGAUCCCACCGUCAACGUAACAGACAACAUCCCGCCUGAUUCCGCUCCGGCCCACAUCGAGAAUCCAAUAGGAUCCUGCGACGAAUCACUCCCCGGACCCGCUGACGAACCAGCGAGAAAGAAGACUAGAAAAACGAAUCGCCCCACCUCUCCGGGCAGUCCUGGACCGUGUGACGAACCACCAAGAAAGACUUAUCGUUUUACAGCGGUGGUCCGACCUGAACCGAACGGCGAACUUCCGAGAAAGGCUUAUCGUUUUCCCCCGGCGAUCAGUCCUGAGAGCCCUCCAGAGAGGAAAACUCUCUGUCCGGUACCACCGAACAGCCCCGCGACCAGUCCUGAGACCGAUCUGUUUUAUGCAGACUCGAGUAGAAGCCAUAAGGAUGACGUGACUACCUGGGGCAUGUCUCAAAUCGAUGCCUGGGACCAGAGUUCUUGGACGAGCGAGCGUGACGAGGUGUCUACCACCAACGUGGGUCAAACGCCAUAUCCUUCUCCCUCACCGUCGUCCGAAGAAGUAGAAGUGGAAGAAGUGCCGGCGCCUCAGCCGCUUGAUGAAUCAUUCGACGAUCUGCCUCCGUUUCAUAGCCCCAUUAAUUCGAUACAAUCAUUCGGUCAAGAGUUUCGCGACGCGCAGGUUGACAUAAACAACAAAUACGUCGAACUCCGCGACGUACAAGAUGAUAUUAACAACAAAUUGAUCGCGUUGGGCAACGAGUCUCGCGACAGACAAAUCGAAACCCUUAGCAGAUUAGACGCGUUGCACGGUGAGCUCCGUGCGUAUCACCUCGAGACACGCAGUCGAUUCGAUGCUCAGGAUCGCUUUAUUCAGGAUCUGGCCAAUGAAAUAUUCCAACGCGUCAAUGCUAUGAGAUCGACGAUCGAUCGGCAGUUUGAUAGAAAUGAUCGUGCGGUGACUCAAUACCAAAGGGAAUUGAUGCUAAUAUUGCACCACCUCAUUCUCACCAUCGUAUAUGAGACCGCGGAGUCAAAUUGAAUAUAGACGU
Messenger RNA from Carassius auratus (goldfish), 1373 nucleotides. RefSeq lists its product as uncharacterized. The transcript is spliced from 4 exons. The coding region runs from base 116 to 1363 and encodes 415 amino acids. NCBI's taxonomy places the organism in Eukaryota, Metazoa, Chordata, Actinopteri, Cypriniformes, Cyprinidae. The record is from RefSeq and is a predicted model, not a curated record.